CAGACACACUGCUGAUCAUUUUUUCUUAGAGACACUGUGCGAUGGAUGUUUAUUUCCUCUCUGGCUUUACAAUGUACAGAGGAAUAACAGGGCUGUCAAACACUUGCCUGGAAAGGGCCAAACGAUUAAAGGCAUGCGUAGGUGGAUUUCUGCAGAGACAAGACUUGAGCAGCCUAUGCAGAUAUAGAAAACCGAGGUUGACCUUGGAGGAAUGUCUGAUGUGGAAAGUGUCUUUUGAGAAGCUCCUGUCCAGCAAACAUGGACUAUAUGCCUUCCGAUCUUUCCUGGUGUCUGAGUUCAGUGAAGAAAACAUUGCUUUCUACCUGGCCUGUGAGGACUUCAAAAGCACAAAGUCUGCGGCUAAGAUGCCAUCCAAAGCAAAGAGGAUCUACGAGGAAUUUAUCGGAAGUGAAGCUCCUAGAGAGGUUAACAUCGACUACGAGACUCGAGACAUCACUCAAGCCAACUUGAAUAGCCCCACAGCAUCCUGCUUCGAUAUGGCCCAGUACCGCAUCUAUAUUCUCAUGGAAAAGGACUGUUACCCACGAUUCCUCAGAUCCGCUACCUACCGAAAUCUAGUCAACCAGCUCAAGGUGAAGACCGCCAAGGCGAAAACCAAAAAGGCCAUUGCGAUCAGACCACCACAUGAAGAAGAAGAACCAAAAUGAAAAACAUAGGGGCAUUUUGGCUCUACAGAAGAUGGAAGCUCGGCAAGAAGUGGAAGGGACCGGUGCGGAUCCUAAAAAAAGGCUGCUUGAGGCAGUCGGAGUGCCAUGAGAUGAAGAGAACCAUGUAAUGGAUUCAGAGUUCAUCACUGCAUUCCCAGACCCCCUUUAAUAUUGUCCAAAAUAGGGAACAGCAGAGCCACUGGUGUGGAGAGUUGCAUCUGCACAUAUACCUGUACUCGGCACAAAAGAUAUGCCGAUGGACUCUACCGAAGUAUGCCAUACAGCAUACUUUCAGCCAAUUAUGUUUAUAGAAUGGAGAAAAAGUGUUUGAUUGUUUAAUGCAUCCAUUUACAUCAUUUAUUAAUUUAUCCUUUUUUUAUUUAAUUACAUUAACACUUUAUUUUAAUAGUCCACUAGACAUUCUAUAAGUAACUUUGCUACUACAUGUCAACUAACUCUC
Messenger RNA from Rhinichthys klamathensis goyatoka, 1128 nucleotides. RefSeq names its product regulator of G protein signaling 16 (gene rgs16). Bases 42 to 668 code for a protein of 208 amino acids. The record is from RefSeq and is a predicted model, not a curated record. NCBI's taxonomy places the organism in Eukaryota, Metazoa, Chordata, Actinopteri, Cypriniformes, Leuciscidae. The transcript has 5 exons.